AUGUUGCUGCUGCGGAGCAAACCUGGAGUCUCUUAUUCUAAGCUAGAUCACUUGGUAUCAAAAGGAAAAAUGAAGAUUCUCCUGGUCUUUCUAGGCCUGCUUGGAAAUUCUGCUGCUAUGCCAAUGCAAAUGCCCCGAAUGGCUGGAUUUAGCAGUAAAAGUGAAGAGAUGUCACAACUGGGCCCCUUUUAUGGGAAUGGCCUACAGCCCCCUCAGCACUUCCCACAGAUGCCCAUGUGGCCUCAGCCACCACCAAACACGUGGCACCCAAAGAAACCCUCGGCUCCCUCAGAACCCAAACACCAGAGUAAGACUGAUCAAGCCCAGGAGACUCAGAAACCCAACCAGCCUCAUCCAAAAAAGCCACCACCAAAGCGGCCUUUAAAGCAGCCUCCAAAGACACCACCUCAGCCCAAGGAAGAAGCCCAGCCACCUCAGACAUUCCCACCAUUCAAUACUGGGCUAUUUCCUUAUCAACAACCACCAUGGCAAAUUCCACAGAGGGUACCACCAGGUUAUGGUCGCCCACCAAUCAGCAAUGAAGAAGGUGGGAAUCCUUACUUUGGAUACUUCGGAUAUCAUGGAUUUGGGGGUCGUCCUCCUUAUUAUUCUGAAGAGAUGUUUGAACAAGAUUUUGAAAAACCCAAAGAAAAAGAUCCCCCUAAAGCAGAGAGUCCAGCUACAGAGCCCACAACGAAUUCAACUGUUUCUGAGACUAAUUCAACCCAACCAAAUGUGCCUAGUCCUGGAGGGAGUCAGGGCGGAAAUGACACGGCCCCAGCAGGAAACAGUAAUGGCCCAAACCCUACAGCUCAAAAUGGGGUCAUUUCACCCCCUACAGUUAAUAUUUCAAACCAGGGAGUACCAGGAAGUCAAAUCCCUUGGGGACCAAGACAGCCAAAUUAUCAUGACAAUUAUCCAAAUCGAGGUUUUCCAACAGGAAGACAAUGGCGUUCCACUGGUACUGCCUUAGGGCCCAGACAGAACAGGCCUUUUUACAGAAAUCAACAAGUUCAAAGGGGUCCUCAGUGGAACGCCUUUACUUUGGAAGGCAAACAAAUAGCUCGCCAAGGAUAUCCAGCUUUUCACAAAGCUUAUGCUUCCAUUUCAAGAAGUAAUUCUCCCAAUCAGGCAGGAAAUCGAGCGAAUUUCAUAAGAAAGUUUCAAGGACCAAACAAACCCCCUGUGGGAGUCAAUGUUGCCCCAUUGGGAACCAAACAUGGUACUGUUGUCCACAAUGAAAAAGUCCAAAAUCCAAGGGAGAAGCCACUAGGUCAGAAAGAAAGAGUAGUUGUUCCUACAAGGGAUCCAACUGGCCCCUGGAAAAACUCUCAAGUUUAUGGAGUUAAUAAAUCAAAUUAUCAACUACCUCGUUCUGAGGGCAGCACACAAGUCCCAAGUUUUAAUUCCAUUGAUCAACGUGAAAACUCCUACUACCCAAGGGAAGAGUCCAGAAAAGUUCAAAAUUCUGAUGGACAAAUCCAAAACCAGCAUUUACCCAAAGGGAUUGUUUUAGAGCCAAGAAUCCUAUAUGAAUCAGAAACUAAUCAGCCAGAAUUAAAGCACAAUACAUAUCAUACCCUAUACCCUGAGGAAAUCCCUUCCCCUGCGAGAGAACAUUUUCCUCCUGUAAGAAACCAUUGGAACCACCAAGAAAUCUCUCCACCUCUUGAGGAAAAUCUUAGAAGGCAGGAAGGACCUUUGCCUCAUCCUUCCCAUGGCUCUCGAGGAAGUGUUUUCUACUCUGAAUAUAAUCCCUAUGAUCCCAGAGAAAACGCACCAUACCUUAGGAGAAAUACAUGGGAAGAGAGGGGUGAUUCACCCAAUACCAUGGGGCAACCAGAAAAUCCACUGUACCCUAUGAAUACUCCAAACCACAAAGAGACAAUCCCUUACAAUGAAGAGGACCCAACUGAUCCUACUGGAGAUGAACCGUUCCCAGGACCAGGUAGAUGGGGUGAAGAAGAAUCUAGUUUUAAAGGAAGCCCGACAGUUAGGUACUAUGAAAGCCAACCAUAUGCCUCAAAUCAGCCAAAAGAACACCUUCCCUAUUCCUUGGAUAACCCCCUAAAACCCAGAGAAGAUUUUCCAUAUGAUGAAUUUUACCCCUGGGGCCCAGAUGAUAAUUUUCUAUCAUAUAAUACAGCUCCUACUAUAUCACCACCUGUGGAGAGCAGGGGCUAUUAUGUUAAUAAUGUUGUUGGACAAGAAGAAAACACUCAACUUCCUCCUUGGAAUUCCUGGGACCAUAGGAUUCAAGCUCGUGGUCCAAAAGAAAGAGGGCUGUAUUUUAACAGAAAUUUCUUGGAUCAGGCAGCAAAUUCACAUAAAUUUCCAGCUAUCCCACCAGACCAUAGAGAAAACCAGCCCUAUUCCAAUAACUUCCCAGCCGGGCUUCAGAAAAAUCCACCAUGGUAUGAAGGUGAGAAUUUGAACUAUGGUGUGCAAAUUACUAGGUUAAAUUCACCAGAAGGGGAACGUUUGGCUUUCCCAGACUUAAUUCCUCAAAGUUACCCACCUGAUCAAAAAGAAGCAAAUUUAUUUCACCAAAACCAAAGAGGUCCCUGCUGUGCUGGAGGAUCCACAGAACCCAAGGAUAAUCCACUUGCUCUACAAGACUACACUCCAUCCUUUGGUCUUGCACCAGGGGAGAACCAAGACACCAGCCCUCUCUAUACAGAAAGUAGUCAUACUAAGCAUGCAAGACAUAUCAUCUCCCCAACAAGUAUCUUACCUAGCCAAAGAAACAGUUCAGAAAAAAGGCUGCCUGAGGAAAACCAAAACCCAAGUCCUUUUAGAGAUGAUGUGUCCACCCUGAGGAGGAACACACCAUGUUCUAUAAAAAAUCAACUGGGUCAAAGGGGAAUGAUGCCCUUUCCUGAAACCAACUCCCUUCAAUCAAAGAAUACUCCUUGUCUUAAAAAUGAUCUUGGCGGAGAUGGGAACAACAUUAUAGAACAAAUGUUUGAAGGCAACCAACCUAGUGAAAGAAUGAUUGACCUCACCCCUGAGCAGCUUGUGAUAGGUAUCACUGACAAAAACCCCAAACCAGAAGCAAUCCAAAGUGAAGUCCAAGGAAAUGAGGAUGGAAUGCAGCAACCAAGGCCAUCAAGCAUCCUACAGUUACCAUGCUUUGGUUCCAAAUUAGCAACGCAUCAUUUCUCUGGCACUGGAACUCAACUUAGCAAUGGAAAGGAAGGCCCAUUUGAAGAAGAUCCAAUUUUACCUACUGAAAAUCCUAACACAUUGGUUGAGUUAGCUACUGGGGCACAGUUUAAGAGUGUGAAUGUAAAUGCAGGUGAACACACUCCAUUUGAAUCCUUUAAAAAAGGGACCAAUCUACAGGACCAGGUACAAGACUGUGUAUUACUUCAAGUUUAG
Messenger RNA from Chrysochloris asiatica (Cape golden mole), 3381 nucleotides. It is a transcript of the gene ENAM, whose product is annotated as enamelin. The coding region runs from base 1 to 3381 and encodes 1126 amino acids. NCBI's taxonomy places the organism in Eukaryota, Metazoa, Chordata, Mammalia, Afrosoricida, Chrysochloridae. The record is from RefSeq and is a predicted model, not a curated record. The transcript has 7 exons.